CUGCAGGAAUGUUACAACUCGAAACCUUUCUUUGUAUUGAAGAAACGUCAUACUAAAAUACCAACUGUAAUAAAAAAAAUAAGAACUACCAACAGAAAAGAUGGGGGAGUAAAACAGAUUGCGCGUUUUUUCCUGUAUUAGUUUGCCCUUUAUUGUCCACUGAUGCAGGAAUGUGAAGGAUGCUCUGCGUCCACCUGAUACUGCUCUGCGCCCGGGGGAGGGUCUCUCCAGUCUCCGCUCUGCCAUAACUCGGCCCAGCUCUGGCAGGCGGACACGCAUCCUUUGAGAGAUGUACUGGAAACAUGAUCACUAAGGGAGCCUAAACGCAUUCCUCGGCUCCGGUCAGACGAUUCGACAUCUUCAUGUGCGCAGCGCUAUUCUCCAAAGACCAGACGAGCGAGGAGAGGAGAGGAAAAGAGAGGAGACGGGGCGUCGGGUACAACAACAAGCGGGAGCCGACAUCAUCAGCCGCUGCAGCGUGAGCGACGAGGUCAUCUUAAAGCUACGGUUUCCAAGAGGUCACUUGUUGAUCCGAAGCCCCAAGAACUCUGAGGAACGUUCCGGCACUGCCAUUAUCCUGACUCGUCUCUUCAUUCAUAUUUUUGGUAACUUCCAGGAUGUGAUGAAGACUUAGGGAAAGAAAACCUCCUCAGUAAAUCACAAAGACAACAGAACCACAUGAUUGCUAUGGAGUGACGGGUCACAGCAGCUUUGAGUGGAAAUUGACAAUGGUGUUGUUUCUGAUUGGAUCCUCCAUCACUGUCAACAAUUCAUCUCAUGACAACCAAACUGCAGAAAACCCCACCCACCACGGUGAUCACGUCCUGCCCUCGACGCUGAUCAUAUCCCUGCUUCUUAUCAUUGUUGUCCUGCUGACAAUCUACUGCCUGAGGUUUAAAAACCACAGGAAAGCCCUGGUCACAUCCGUGGAUAAGAAGAUUCCAAAUGGCUUCUUGGAGGAACAAGGAGAGCAGACAGUGGUCCUCCUCCCAAGAUCUCCCUCGCCGUCCAAGAGAUACUUCCCGAUCCCUCUGGACUCGCUGGAGGAGGAGUACCGGAUACGCUCCGCAGAUGACGGCAAACUCUUCAGAGAGGAGUUCAAUUCACUGCCAUGUUACUACCACCAUGGGUCCUUUGAGGAGGCGAGCAGAGAGCACAACCGAGAGAAAAACAGAUACCCAAACAUUUUACCAUAUGAUCAUUCCAGGGUGAUACUCAGUCAGCUCGAUGGACAUCUGUGCUCAGACUACAUCAAUGCCUCUUACAUAGAUGGAUAUAAAGAGAAGAACAAAUUCAUCGCAGCUCAAGGUCCCAAGCCCGAGACACUGGCUGAUUUCUGGCGAAUGAUUUGGGAGCAAAAAACCACAACGAUAGUGAUGCUGACAAAUUUGAAAGAAAGAAAGGAGGAGAAAUGUUGCCAGUACUGGCCGGAGAAAGGCUGCUGGAUGUACGGAAAUAUCCGCGUGGCGACUGAAGACGUCAUUGUGCUGGUGGACUACACCAUCAGAAAGUUCUGUGUUCAAUAUCAGGGCAGCGAUGGCGUUCGAGCUCCUCGGUUGGUCACCCAGCUCCACUUCACCAGCUGGCCAGACUUCGGGGUGCCGUUCACACCAAUCGGAAUGCUGAAAUUCCUGAAGAAGGUCAAGGCUGUCAAUCCGUCAUUUGCUGGGCCUAUUGUUGUCCACUGCAGCGCCGGAGUCGGGAGGACGGGGACGUUCAUUGUCAUUGACAGCAUGAUCGACAUGAUGCACAUGGAGCAGCGAGUGGACGUCUUCGGCUUUGUGAGCAGAAUACGAGAGCAGCGCUGUCAACUCAUCCAGACAGACAUGCAGUACUCCUUUAUCUACCAGGCUCUGUUGGAGUACUAUCUGUACGGAGACACUGAGCUAGAUGUAUGCUCUCUGGAGGGCCAUCUGCAAAGGCUUCACAACACCAGGGCCCCCCACGACAGGCUGGGCCUGGAGGAGGAAUUCAGGAAGCUGACCAACGUUCGCAUUAUGAAGGAGAACAUGAGAACCGGGAACCUUCCAGCCAACAUGAGGAAGAACCGUGUGCUUCAGAUCAUCCCGUAUGAUUUCAACCGAGUAAUACUCUCAGUGAAAAGAGGACAGGAGUUCACCGACUACAUCAAUGCCUCCUUUAUUGAUGGCUACAGGCAGAAGGACUAUUUUAUCGCAACCCAGGGCCCCCUGUCUCACACUGUGGAGGACUUCUGGAGGAUGGUGUGGGAGUGGAGGUGUCACUCAAUCGUUAUGCUCACCGAACUCAAAGAAAGAGAGCAGGAAAAGUGUUUCCAGUAUUGGCCAUCAGAGGGCAGUAUAACAUUUGGAGACUACACAGUGGAGCUGAAACUGGAAACACAGUGUGAAACCUUCACGCGCAGAGAUAUGGUUCUCUCCAACAAGCCAGAAAAACAGUUGCAACAUGUCCGACACUUCCACUUCCACGGAUGGCCCGAGAUUGGAAUACCAGGAGAGGGAAGGGGGAUGAUUGACAUUAUUGCUGCUGUGCAGAGGCAGCAGCAGCAGUCUGGAAACCGUCCCAUAGUUGUACACUGCAGCGCCGGCGCGGGACGGACUGGCACCUUUAUUGCACUCAGCAACAUUCUGGAAAGAGUAAAAGCCGAAGGCCUCCUAGAUGUAUUUCAGACAGUCAAGAGUUUACGGAUGCAAAGACCACACAUGGUUCAGACCGUGGAGCAAUAUGACUUCUGCUACAGAGUGGUCCAGGAUUUUAUCGACAUUUUCUCAGACUAUGCCAAUUUUAAAUAGGUCAUUUUGUACAUACAUCAGC
Messenger RNA from Xiphophorus maculatus (southern platyfish), 2793 nucleotides. RefSeq names its product receptor-type tyrosine-protein phosphatase epsilon-like. The transcript is spliced from 21 exons. The record is from RefSeq and is a predicted model, not a curated record. Gene Ontology annotation, biological process: protein dephosphorylation. Gene Ontology annotation, molecular function: protein tyrosine phosphatase activity. Bases 729 to 2771 code for a protein of 680 amino acids. NCBI's taxonomy places the organism in Eukaryota, Metazoa, Chordata, Actinopteri, Cyprinodontiformes, Poeciliidae.